CUUUGCAUCUUCUCAUGGGUCACAAUAAGAUUGUGAUGAAGAAAAUUGAGGAUCCAACAUCCCGCAAGCAGUUCUAUUCGAAUCGCAAGGAUAGCAUUGUGAAGAAGUCAAAUGAGUUGGCGGUUGUAUGUGGUACAGAUGUGGCGUUGUUGAUGUUUUCUCCAGCUGGUCAAGUGACUACCUAUUCUAGCAAAGAAAGUGUUGAGGAUAUCAUGAUCGAAGCUAUGAAAAAGCCUGUGAAUCCGCGCAUUUGAUGCAGAGUCUCAAACAGUCAAAAUCUGAAGGCCAAGUGGAUGGAAAAAUAGCUAUGUAUGACACUCUCCUUUGGGACUCCGUUUAUAUGAAACAGUCUAUUAGUUCGUGCGAGCGGAUUCAUGACUUCUCUCUUUCUUUACUGUUUUUGGUUUGUAUUUUCU
This is a messenger RNA of Solanum pennellii, 416 nucleotides long. Its product is annotated as agamous-like MADS-box protein AGL104. Lineage: Eukaryota; Viridiplantae; Streptophyta; Magnoliopsida; Solanales; Solanaceae. Bases 15 to 254 code for a protein of 79 amino acids. The transcript has 3 exons. Gene Ontology annotation, molecular function: protein dimerization activity; RNA polymerase II cis-regulatory region sequence-specific DNA binding; DNA-binding transcription factor activity, RNA polymerase II-specific. The record is from RefSeq and is a predicted model, not a curated record. Gene Ontology annotation, biological process: regulation of transcription by RNA polymerase II.